AUGCCCGCCGCCCAGCACGCGACCGCCUCCAGUGCCCGGCGGAGGAUCGAGCACCAGCGCCAGCAGCCCAGCAUCCAUGCCCUGCCCAACGUGCCCCUUGCCGAGCACCCCGCCAGCGAGCCCAACAGCCCCAUCACCGACCACACCUCAAACGAAUCCCACUCCAGCACCCCCGCAAAGGAGCCCGGCUAUGCCCACUACCAGCGCGAGCCCGAAGUCUAUCACGACAUCAUGAGCGGGGCCAGGAACCCCAAGCUGGACCAUCCCUCGGCCGAAUCCCUCUCCCCCACGUACACCAACGGGAGAUACCGCCAGGGCGCGUAUGCCCCCGACGGCCUCGAGUCCGGCCGGGCCUCGACCAUCGGCACCGACGCCGGCUUCAACCCGGCGAUCCCCUACAGCUCCUCGCGCACGGCGCUCAACAACGAGUGGCGCCACUCCGAGCUGGGCAGCCAGGACGGGGGCCCGUUUGCGGACGAGAAGUACGGCCCGGGCGGCAGCUAUCCGGCCAACGAGCACGGCCUCGCCGACAAGCCCACCUACAUCCCCAUCCCGCCCUCGAGCCCCGCCGAGGACGAGAAGAAGGCCGCCGCCCCCCCCGCCGACGGCGCCAUCCGCGCCCCGCCCGUCGUCGUCAGCCGCCAGAACCGGCUCGAGUGGAUCGACGGCAUCCGCGGGCUCGCCUCGCUCGUCAUCUUCACCCACCACUUCAGCGACCUCACCUGGGCCCAGUCCCACCCGGACACGCUCUCCCAGGGGAGCGUCUACGGCCUCCUGCGCAACGGCCAGCUCGCCGUCGGCAUGUACUUCCUCCUCGGCGGGCGCGUCCUCGCCCACUCCUUCCUCCGCUCCGCCUUCACCCGCCCCGCGAUCCCCAAGGACUCCCACGGGACCGCCAUCCCCGGCGCCCAGGCCGCCAAGUGGCUCGGCCCGCGCUGGCUCGCCCUCUCCUCCUCCCUCUUCCGCCGCUCCAUCCGGCUCGCCUUCCCCGCCAUCGUCGUCGGCUUCCUCCAGUGGCAGAUCGCCGCCCGGAACCUGCUGGCCGACCGCCCCGUCGAGGCCGCCCGGAUCCUCGCGCCCUCCUCGCUCUGGAACCCCACCUGGGACCACAUCGGCUCCUUCCCCGGCUUCCUCCAGUUCUGUCUCGACCUCUUCACCAACCGAGGGCACCAGUACAUGCUCAACGUCGGCUCGGCACUCUGGUCGACCUACGACCAGUUCUGGGGCUCCGUCCUCGUCUACAUCCUCGCUGCCUCCGUCGCCCAGGUCGGCUGGAUCGGCCGCUAUCUGAUCUACCUCGUCGUCUGCGCCUCGCUCUGGUUCGUCAACAGCCCCAACAUGCUCUACGUCCUCGGCCUCUGGCUCGCCGACCUCCAUGCCGCCGGCUUCAUCCGCAAGCUCCAAGACCACUGGAAGCCCACCAUGGCCCUCGAAGUGCUCGUCAUGGCCCUCGGCUUGGCCAUGAUUGCCGGCGGCACCAAGGUCGCCACCCCGGCCGACAACAUCGUCGGCAACAUCACCGUCUACGAGGGCAAGUUCGGAUGGGACCAGAGCUUGAGCUGGCCUCAGUACAUGUUCAUGUCCAACUGGAUCCCCCCGCUCUGCAUCCUCAUCUGGGUCGAGGUGUCGCAUGCCAUGCAAUGGCUCGCCAGCUGGGGGAUCUUCACCUGGCUCGGCAAAGUCUCCUACGGCUUCUACCUCAUGCAGUUCAUCACCCUCUACAGCAUCAUGCCCCCUGUGAUCAUCUACUUGAACGCGCAAGGCAAGAGCUACUGGGACAUGGUCAUGCCCGCCUACAUCAUCUGUCUCCUCUUCAACAUCUUCAUCGCCUGGAUCGGCUACCACCUGCUCGACCGGGUCGGGCUCAACCUGGCCAAGUGGAUCUGGGACGGCUUCUUUGUCACCGCGCCCUCCAACGCCCUCGCGCUCCCCCUGAAAGCCGCACGCGCCUUCGGCAGCAUGCUCAUCAGUGCCCCGGGAGGCGCGGCGAGAUACGUGUCCGGCAAAGCCGCCGCCAAGUUCCGCGCCACCCGCCAAGGCCUCCACACGCUCUGCAACUGGCGCACCCCGUGCACCAGGCCGGCCAUCGCCGACCCCUCCGACCCCGAGGUCAUCAACCAGCUCCACUCCACCCGCUGGUCCUCCGACUUGAGCGCCGAUCUCGAGGCCGUCCGCACCGCCCGUCUCCUGCGCUUCCAGCAGUACACCUGGAUGAUCCAUAUCGUCGUCAUCCCCGCCGUCAGCAUCCUCUGGGUCAUCUACCACCCCACCGGAACGUGGACAUACGACGCGUUCACCUUUUCGACGCUGUGGCGGUUCAUGUGGGUGCUCUCGGUGCCCAACUGUCUGUUCGCCUUCGCGGGCUUCAUCACCCCCGACCUGGCCCCCAGCCCGGCGACCGUCGACAAGAAGCCCGUCUGUCGCGAGUACAUCCGCAACUUCUUCAUCCUGCUCGUCACCAAAGGCUCGAACGAGAAUGCGGUCCGGCGAGGAUACAACAAGCUGUUGCUGCUCGAAAAAUACCACCCCGCCGUCAAAGUCAUCGUCUUGACCGACGAGCCCUACGUCUACCCCGACCUCCAAAACAUCGUCUGUCCCAAGUCCUACGUCUCCCCCCUCGGCAAGGCUAAGUACAAGGCCAGGGCGCUCGACUACUUCCGCUACCACGUCUCUCUCGGGGUGUACGACUGGAUCUUGCACAUGGACGAGGAGUCUACGACCGAUGGAGAGAGCUUGCGGAGAUGCAUCGAGUUCAUCCGAUACACCCCGCACCACUUCGGCCAAGGCAUCAUCUUGUACAACGGCGAAGGCUACUGGGACAACUGGUACUUCACCGUCGCCGACGGGAUCCGGGUGGGCGACGAUCUGGCGCGCUUCCACUUCCAAAACACGGUCAUCCACCGGCCCGUGUUCGGCGUGCACGGCUCGUUCCUGAUGACGAAUGGGGAAAUGGAGAACGAGUGUACGUGGGACUUCGGCUCCUUGGCGGAGGACUUCGAGUUCUCCCAGGACGCUUGGAGGCGCGGCUUUACCUGCGGCCGGGUCCACGGCAUCGUCCGUGAACAGUCGCCGACCACUCUCCGGGAUUUCCUCAAGCAACGUCGUCGAUGGUUUAUGGGUAUUCGGGACAUCGAUGGGCUGUACGGGCUCCCGCAUCUGGCGGUGAACCUAUGGAUAGUGGGGGUCUUCACGCUCGCGGUGACGAUCAUCAACAUCCCGUUCCUCUUGGUCGACCAGUCCUUGACGCCGCUGUGGGUAGCCGUGUGUGCAGACUUCUGCUUCGUGACCUUCUACUGGCUCUACCUCUGGGGCCUGCUCUUCCAGGAGCUCGACUACGGCCAGAAGUGGUGGCGCAUCGCCCUCCAUCUGCCCUGCGCCGUCGUCAUCCAGCCCUUCGCCUCGAUCGCCGAGGGGCUCUCGGCCAUCUGGGCCAUGAGCUCCGUCGACUUCGGCAAGUUCGAGGUCAUCGUCAAGUCCGUCUCCCCCUCCUCUUCUUCCCUCUGCCCUGUCUUGCCCCCCUCCUGA
Molecule: messenger RNA, 3525 nt
Organism: Puccinia triticina
Lineage: Eukaryota; Fungi; Basidiomycota; Pucciniomycetes; Pucciniales; Pucciniaceae
Exons: 7
Coding region: 1-3525 (1174 amino acids)
Cellular component (GO): cytoplasm
Molecular function (GO): acyltransferase activity, transferring groups other than amino-acyl groups; beta-1,4-mannosyltransferase activity
Source: RefSeq, a predicted model, not a curated record